GUUGGCCGAGAAGGUGCCCUUAAACGAUGAUAAGAUUGACGAAAAAGAAGCAAACAACGCCCUCUCGGCAAUUUCCUCACCGCCCUCUUGUCCGUCUUCUCCGUCAAACUAAUUAUAGAGCAAUGAUGGCAAAACCUGCAGAUGGUGUCAACGGGACUAUCCCUUAUGAUAAUCUCGUAUUAUAAAUACAGGGCUACCUUCUGGUGAGGAUAAAAGUUAAGGAACUUGCGCACAGCAAUAGCUUACUGAACAAUCGAAGACAAGAGAGAUACUGGAACAGAAAGCAGUACUUCAUCUACUUGAAAAUGAACACUAAAAUACUGCUCGUUUUAACAGUCAUGGCGAUUAUCAGCUGCCUGCAGUUUACUACAGUUAGCGGUGUUCCCACCUCCACAGAGGAACUUGGUUCUCUGGAAGUAGAUGGCAACCAAACGGACUGGACGAUUUCCCCGCUGAAAUUUCUCCGCCAAAAACGCCACAGCAUUGGAUGCAAGUCUUACAGCCGAGCACAGUUGGUGAGAAAGCUAAACAGACUAGGCACUAGACAAGGGGCGAGCACGUAUGGCGGAUACAAUCGACGAUUCAUGGCCAUUACCUGGAGGGAGGCUCUGAAGUUCCCCAAUCUUGUUACAACAGUGAGCGUGUCGCCAAAGAACGUCUCAUCGAUCCGUAACCUUCCCUUUAACCCUCCAACACAGAGGGGCACUCUAACGUCACGCGCAAACUGUCACACAACAGACAGUGGUUUAAAGCGCAUGUGCAGUGCGUGUCCUGCAGUCACGUUCCUGGGUUACGACAGGAUUCCGAAAUACAUCAACGAGGUUACGUGUGGACAAACCAUGUGCUCACAUGGAGUGCAUGGCAUGUGCAAGAAUGCUCUCAUGUAUCAGAAGUUUUAUUACAAGACUGGUAGAUGUGAUCCAAACACAGGGUACGAGGAGAUAAAACCUUACACUCAGCCCAUACGAGUAUGCUGCGAAUGUAUGGUAUUUUAAAAUUACCUGUAGAAAAGAA
Messenger RNA from Orbicella faveolata, 1014 nucleotides. RefSeq names its product putative skeletal organic matrix protein 8. NCBI's taxonomy places the organism in Eukaryota, Metazoa, Cnidaria, Anthozoa, Scleractinia, Merulinidae. The record is from RefSeq and is a predicted model, not a curated record.